UCCCUGACUCACUCUCACACACCUGGCCUCCUCCCUGCAUGAAACGCUCUCGUCUUCAUGAAGAUUUCCUCUCAUUUUUACCGGGCAGCAGCAGCAGCUUCCUCAGUCGUCACGUCUCUCUCUCUCAUCCUUCUCUGACGAUAAUGAAUCACCAAUUCCUCCCUCCAUCUCCGCUACUGAAAUGCUCCAGCGGUCAAAGUUUGUGCGGUAAACAUAUCGGGAGCUCCUCCUUUGAUGUCGGAUGGUAGUCGGUGAAGCUUUGAAGCUCAACCAGAGCAGCUCACUGCACCACUCGAUGCUGUGUGAGAUGCUGACUGCCAGAAGAUGAGAAACCAGCUUUGACGAUCCACAGAUGUCCUCCCUUUUCGGACCAUUUGACUUCAACAUCACAUCCAGCACCUGUAAGCGAGGGAAGAUUUUACCUGCUCUUGCUCUGGAAGACAACCUCCAUCUCGUUAGUGUACAAAACUGACUGGUCCAGCAGACACACGCAGUGGCAUUUACCUUAAUGAUCUGAGCCAAAUCAUUCCCUUGUGAAAUUGGCUGCUGAACAGUACAUGAUUUGAGUUUCUUGAGAGAUUUUCUUCAAAGACAAAAUCAUUUCAGUCAACAUCCUAGACCUAUCAGACCCAUUGAAAGGGCUACCGAGUAUUGUCUUCAGCUUCCCUAAGGAGGAAUCCUUUCCUCCUCCUCCUAAAAUCCUUACAACGUCCUUCGACCGCCCAGACAUGGACCUYCACCGGGCAGCCUUCAAGAUGGAGAGCUCCUCCUAUCUGCCAAACCCUCUUGCUUCUCCAGCCCUCAUGGUGUUGGCCUCUACUGCUGAAGCUUCCCGUGACGCUUCGAUUCCGUGCCAGCAGCCUCGCCCCUUUGGCGUCCCGGUCUCUGUCGAAAAGGAUGUCCAUUUGCCGUUCAACAAUGGUUCGUACACCUUUGCGUCGAUGUAUCACCGCCAAGGCGCGGUCCCACCAGGAUUUCCCAACAGGGACUUUCCUCCGUCUCUUCUCCACCUUCAUCAUCAGUUCGCCCCGCCCAACCUGGACUGCUCGCCCAUCAGCAUGCUGAACCACAGCGGUGUGGGCGCCUUCAGGCCUUUCGCCUCGCCUCCGGAAGAUCGCGACGGGGUACCGGGCGGUUAUCAAUCUGCAUUCACCCCGGCAAAGCGCCUCAAGGGCUGCCUGGAUGCGGAGGCUUCACCCCACCUGCGUUACUCUGAUGCCGAGGGGAAAGAGUAUGACUUUGGCGGCACCCAGAUCCCUCCGGGAGGCUCGCCCAGCAGCGCCUUGAAAGCAGUUGAGGACAGCGGGAAAAAGAUCUUCGCCAUGUCCGGCCUCCUGUCAGACCGAGAGACUUCCUCCAGCCCAGAGGACCGCAUUGAACGCUAUUUGGAGGCGCAUAUUGAGAGCGUUCAGUCCACCGCUCCGUCAUGACGGCACCCCGGACCCUUGAGAAACUCUCUCCCUCUCGCUCCGGCUCUCUCCAAGGGCCUCUGCCUCGCAUGUUGUCAGAAAGUAUGACAUCACCGUGCCCUUUGACCCAAGCAGUCCUGAGAGCACCGAUUGGAUGAUUGGCUUAUAGAGGACGUCCACAUCGACUCCAAACUCAAUUCUGCUGAUGUCAGGAGCUAUUAUAACUGACGACAUGCACCGCAGACCGGGCCRAUGUGCUGGGCGCGUCUGUGCAAUUGUGUGUGUGCGUGCGWRUGUGUGUGCGUGCGUGUGUGCUUGUGUGUGUGYACGGUAACGUGUGCAUGUGUCCGCUGAUGUGCAGUCAUGUUCAGGGUUAUAUAGGUCAAAUGUCUGAAACUAGAACAUCUCCCAGCUGAAAUACCAGGCAAAAUGUCAGAGUCUGGCUCUGCGCGAUCCCUUCGAUCAAUAGUUCAAUUGGACAUAAAGGCAUUGUUGUAGGCGGUGGGCUGACAUGCUCAUCACAGCAUUUGAGACCCCUCACCUGUUUUCACCUUCAAUUAAUUAUGCAGCUUGUAAGUUAAAAUGAACAGCGUACAGUCGUAAUUUACAACUUCCCUUUGAAUAUUGCUGGAAACGUUGUAUUGUAUUCCCUGUGACACGAGUAUGAAACCUAAAAAAAAACUAAAAAAAAAACUGAACAGUCGACAGCUUUGUGCCAGUAAUUCAAAAUGAACAAAMAUGUAGGCUUUCUGCAGUGUGGCGUCCGUUUCAAAAUGUAUUACUGACAGGAAAAUGCUGCUGCCAGAUGGAAGUCAUGAAAGAGUGUUGUUUUUUGCGACACAAACACAGCAGU
Molecule: messenger RNA, 2262 nt
Organism: Poecilia reticulata (guppy)
Lineage: Eukaryota; Metazoa; Chordata; Actinopteri; Cyprinodontiformes; Poeciliidae
Source: RefSeq, a predicted model, not a curated record